Molecule: messenger RNA, 1164 nt
Organism: Octodon degus (degu)
Lineage: Eukaryota; Metazoa; Chordata; Mammalia; Rodentia; Octodontidae
Gene: Edn2
Product: endothelin 2
Exons: 5
Coding region: 54-590 (178 amino acids)
Biological process (GO): vein smooth muscle contraction; regulation of vasoconstriction; intracellular calcium ion homeostasis
Cellular component (GO): extracellular region
Molecular function (GO): hormone activity; endothelin B receptor binding
Source: RefSeq, a predicted model, not a curated record
CGCUGGCAACAGGCGCUCCCUGCUCCGGUCCAGUGCUGCACUCUAUCGUUGCUAUGGUCUCCACACUCGCAGCCUGGGGCUCCAUCACUCUAGCUCUGCUUGUGGUCCUGCAUGAAGGGAAGGGCCAGGCUACCUCCACACUGAAGCAGCAGGGGCUUUCAUCCAGGGCCCGAGGCACGCACCUGAGGUUUCGCCGUUGCUCCUGCAGCUCCUGGCUUGACAAGGAAUGUGUCUACUUCUGCCACUUGGACAUCAUCUGGGUGAACACUCCUGGACAGACAGCUCCUUACGGCCUGGGAAACCCGCCAAGACGCCGGCGCCGCUCCCUGCCAAAGCGCUGCGAGUGCUCCAGCUCCAGAGAUCCUGUCUGUGCCACCUUCUGCCAUCGAAGACCCUGGGCUGAAGCUGUGACAGUCCCAAGCAACGAGCCGCCCGCAGCCAUGUUACAGACUGGCAAGACCUGGGCCACAGAUGGUGCGCUCCUCCAGAGGCUGAGGGACAUUUUUGCCACCAGAGUCCACUUUGCUAGACGACAGCAGGCAGCAACAAGGGAGUCCAGGCCUGCACACUCCAGGUGGAGAAAAAGAUAGCACCCUGAGCCGCAGGAGUAUUGAGAAGGAAGCCCACCUGCCUUGCAAUGAAGGAGACCCUCUGCGUGUCUCCCGGCCUAGCCACCCGGACCCGUGUGCUGGGCCUAGUGUGUGCUCCAGCCUCCAAUCCUAGUGAAGGGAGUGUUGCUCAAGGCAGCUCCAUGCCACCACACUGCCCAGGAGAGCCCCCAGCUCCCAGGUGGCAGGGCAGCCCCUGGUGCUGGCUACUGGCCACAGCCCUGCCAAAAGGAACUACGUGGAGUAGUGGUGAGCUUGGAGGCCCAGUCCUGAGGACCGUCUGGUCUGCGGGACUACAGGGCAGGAGCCAGCACAUGGCAGGGCGCACUCACUUGUUAGCCAGUCCUGGGGGCUGGACAUCCCCCGGCGGCCUGGCUGGUCCCCAUCUGCCCUCUCUGCUGUCCCUUCCCUUUCUUGGGCCCUCCUGCCCUUGGGACCUUGCUGGUGAGAAGAACUUGUUCUGCUUCAAACAUCUGUAUAUAACUUAUUUGUGCUAAGGACUUUGAGAAUCUCAUUUAUUUAUUUUAAUGUAUUUUUUUAGAUCUUCAAUUAUUUA